This is a messenger RNA of Lates calcarifer (barramundi perch), 2516 nucleotides long. Its product is annotated as psychosine receptor-like. The transcript has a single exon. The record is from RefSeq and is a predicted model, not a curated record. Gene Ontology annotation, biological process: G protein-coupled receptor signaling pathway. Gene Ontology annotation, cellular component: membrane. Bases 13 to 957 code for a protein of 314 amino acids. NCBI's taxonomy places the organism in Eukaryota, Metazoa, Chordata, Actinopteri, Centropomidae. Gene Ontology annotation, molecular function: G protein-coupled receptor activity.
AUUACAUCUGCAAUGGAAAACUUAACCCUAGCCACCAAUCAUUCAGACUGUUACUUUGUUGACAGUGCAUACAGGAGAAGGCCAUUUUUAUUUUUCUACCUGGCUAUCAUCAUCACUGCCAUCCCAUCCAACACCUUCUCCCUCUACGUGUCAUGGCAGCACAUUAGACAGAGGAAUGAACUUGGUGUGUACCUGUUCAACCUGGCCCUGAGUGACCUGACCUUCACUGUUGGUCUGUCUCUGUGGCUGGACUUCCUGUGGCGAGGAGUUUGGUCCCAUGGCGGUUAUGUUUGCAUGCUUUCUGUUUACUUCCUCUUCACUAACUUUUACACCAGUGAUGCUCUCCUCUGCUGCAUUGCUGUUGACCGCUACCUGGCAGUGGUUCACCCCUUUAAGUACACAUCCUUGAGGAAAGUUGGCACGGCAGCAGCAGUGAGUGUUACUAUUUGGGUAUUGGUGAUCUGUUUCAAUGUAGCCACCGUCACAUGGGAGGACUCAUACCAGGAACACAAGUCUGUGUGCUUUGACAUGUUCCUCCCAAUGUCAGAGAAUAUGGCUCGUUCUAACAUAAUGCGCUUCUUCCUGGGGUUUAUUGUUCCUGCUCUCCUAUUGGUAUUUUCUACAUGGAGGAUUUGUGUGGCAGUGAAAUCCAACCAGGCCACAGAGGAACAGGAACGUAAACGGAUUUUGAAGCUGCUGACAGUAGUUCUGCUCUGUCUUUUGUUCUGCUUUGGACCUAUCCAUGUCAUGAUGCUUGUCCGCACACUGGUGGAUAAUUGUAGGAAUGUUGCAUGGCUCCUCUAUCCUUACAAGAUCAGCAUUGCUAUCUCAAGCCUCAACUGCCUUGCAGACCCACUUCUUUACUGCUUUAUUACUAGAACAGGACAGGCAAAUGUUAAUCAGGUUGUUCUCUUCUGCCAAGGAAAGAAGAGAAGCCAAGAUGAAGGCAUGGUGUAGGUUAAAUGUAGUAUAGGACAGUAUAACAGACAUAUUAGUCAGUUAUCAAAUUUGAGAAGUUGUGAAAGUCCUUUCCAGACAAAUUUUGAAUAACAAUGUCUUUAUUCCUUUGCAAAAAAAACUAACUUCACAUCUUAAAAAUCUAAAAAUUACAUCCACUACUUCUCCUUCAUAGAAAAAUCAAAAAUCGAUGAUGAAAGUACUCCUUGUACACAUACGUCUUAAACGCAUUUGAACUCAAUAAACUUUAGCAGAUGACUCUGAAAACAGCAUCAAUUCUAGCAUCAAACCUCUGCACAUAUAUUGUACUGCAAAAAGUAAUUUCCUACUAAUGUGCACUGCAGUUUUUUGCAGAUGUGUACUGACUGGAGGCUGCUAACAGUAACUGGAAUGCAGCCUCAAAUUAAGUCUCCUUUAUAGCAGUGUUUGCAAUUUGGAUUCAUUAACUUCAGGGCUAACAAAUCUUAAUUGCAUUGCUUACACUGAGUAAGUGCAAGUGUUCAGAUUAUUUUGUCUACCCCCCCUGCAUGUUUAAACUGACAGUUGGCCUUGCACGUACAUCUCUAUCAAGGCACAUCAGCAUGUGAUCUGUAUCAUCACAGCUGUGUUGUCUGAACUCUUCCCUACACGUGUCAAAUAAAAUAGAAGGGAUAUUAAUGCAAAUUUGAUGGCAUUCAUCAUUUGAAUAAGCCACGAGUGGGAAAAGAAUAUUUGUUUUUUAACUUAUCAUGUGACCAUGAGACCAUAUGAUGACACAUUCUACUGGCAACACACCUGUGAGUACCUGUUUUAAGUCUGAUAAGUGGGCAUCAGGUGCCAUGAGGAGAGUGUAUUUGCAUUUAAGGGAGACAAAUAUUUUUUUGUUUCCACAAAACAUUGUAUAUGUGUUUUGGAAGAUUGAGGGAAAUGUUAAAUACUCAGUACCAAACUCAUUAUGAUCUAAAAAGAAAGAAAUUGCAAAUUAAAGGCUCAAAAAUAAUAUUAACAACAUAUCUUUCCAUUUAAGCUAACAAUUGUGCAAGCAAUUGCAGCUAUCCAAUAUGUGGAUGUCUGAGCUUAAAAUGAAACUAUAAAUAUUUCAGUUCAAUGUUUUCUGUUUAGCAUGUUCACUUGCAAAUGGCUCCUGAAAUUAACAUUUAGCAUUUCUGCAUUCUUGAGUCAAUAUAAAAGUCAUAAGAGAACUCUCUCUCUCUUUCCUAUGAUGGUAGUUAUUCCAGGAAGUAAAGCUAUUUAAAAACCAUAGAUAUUUAAAAUUCCAAUGACAAAAAUUUACUCAUGUAUGUACUUUUUAUAUUUUACAAUACUUAGACUUUAUCUCUCAGUUGUGUAUGGUCACAUAUUCACAGAAAUGUUGAGUGCUUUUAAUUUCUGGUCUACAAUGUACAAAACUACACUUUAAAAUAUGGAUAUCUGAAGCUCUCUAGUGGACAACUAUGGAAGUGCACCAAGCUGUCAACUCUUGGAAUAUUUGAUCAUUUCAGAUAUAAAUGUAUUCUGUGUUGCCAUUGCACAAAUUGUUUUAUAACAUAACUUGUGGUGUUUUAUGAGUUAUAUCUAAC